This is a messenger RNA of Brettanomyces nanus, 438 nucleotides long. RefSeq lists its product as uncharacterized. NCBI's taxonomy places the organism in Eukaryota, Fungi, Ascomycota, Pichiomycetes, Pichiales, Pichiaceae. The transcript is spliced from 2 exons. The coding region runs from base 1 to 438 and encodes 145 amino acids. The record is from RefSeq and is a predicted model, not a curated record.
AUGAGGGCUGAUUCACGCACUGACAGCAAUUAUGCCAGGAAAUCAACGUCGAUACUGAACGACUUGAAGGAAUAUAAACAAAUUAAGAAGGAUAACAAGAUAAAGAAUUACAGUCCAUACUUUAGCAACAUCCGCAAAUUCACCCCCGUCUAUACGGUAUUCACAAAUACCGCUCUCAACACCGAGCAACACGACUUGGAACUCUUCAAUCUUCCGAUAAGUGUGGUUGAAAAUUUGCGACCUUUCCAGGUGAUGAACAGGCCGGGGCAAGAGCUUUUCCGCGACGACAUGAUUUAUACCCGUCGUCUUCAAUUGGAAGAGAGGCAGCUAAAACAGGUCAAGGAGAAUAAACUCAGAUACAAAGAAGAUAUGAAGUUGGCUAAGAAGGGGCUGAAGAGGAUGCAGAUUAAUGCUGAGGAGUUUUUUGGAUUUAAAUAG